This is a messenger RNA of Cercocebus atys (sooty mangabey), 12638 nucleotides long. RefSeq names its product regulatory factor X, 3 (influences HLA class II expression) (gene RFX3). Gene Ontology annotation, biological process: regulation of transcription by RNA polymerase II. The transcript has 18 exons. NCBI's taxonomy places the organism in Eukaryota, Metazoa, Chordata, Mammalia, Primates, Cercopithecidae. The record is from RefSeq and is a predicted model, not a curated record. Gene Ontology annotation, cellular component: nucleus. Gene Ontology annotation, molecular function: DNA-binding transcription factor activity, RNA polymerase II-specific; RNA polymerase II cis-regulatory region sequence-specific DNA binding. The coding region runs from base 3592 to 5904 and encodes 770 amino acids.
CACUCCAGCCUGGGUGACAGAGUGAGACUCUAUCUCAGGAAAAAAAAAAAAGAAAAAAAAAAUACCUUGUUGUAUAUCAACAUCCUUUUUGAACUUGGCUAAACGAAUUGUUGAAAUAAUUUGAAGAAACAAAAUAAGGAAGUAUUCUGUCAGGAGAAAGGAAUAAUUUUAAUUUUGGCCCUCGGAGUAAUUUUAUUUUUCUUUUUAUACUUGGUAAUACGUGUGUACAAAAAAGUAUUCUAACCUGUAAGUCAAGUCCUUGGUUACCAACUCUAAUUAUAUAUCAAAGAAUUUGCAAUUCUUGAUAAAAAUUAUGAAAUUUAAAAAAUCUGUUUGGCAGCAUUUACUGAAGAUCUUUGAUUUUUAAAAAUUUUCUUUUAGGAAGGUGGGUAAAUGGAGAUGAAGCAAAUGUAAUAGGGUGUUACUAGUCCAAGAAAACUGGAAUUUUCCAAAAAGAGGCUUAAUUGCAUGGAGGAAUAUGUUAUUUUCUAUAGCUACAUAGUAUAUAGUUUCUUUUAAGGAUGCCACACUUAAUUAUAUUGAAGCUUUGUAGCCUUGAGGAGACAAGGACCCAAUGAAUACCAGAAGGCACAUUCCGAUGACACUGCCAAUAUAGAUAUCCAUACUUGCUGGUUUUACUUUUGGCAUUCAGUUAAUAGUAUUGACAGGAUCCUAAAUAUUCAUGUAACCAGUUUAGAACUUUGAUUCUUUAAGAUCAGAUCCUUACAGAAUUAUUUAAUAUAUUCAACUAGUAAUUGACCAAGUAUUAAAUAACUGUUUUGGAAGUUAACACAUUUGCCUAACACAUGCCUCGUGACUAGUAUACUCCUCAGUAGAAUCUGACUUUAAUAACUUUAUUGACUAAUGUGUGUGUAUGUGUAGCGUGUGUGUUUGAAUGAUUUGUUCUUAUUUGGGAAAUAUCAAUUUUUAAAAUUGCUUUUAAAAGGUUUUCAUACAUUAGACCCUACAGAAUCAAGUUAAAUUUUUCUUGUCAUACAGGAGAACUAGAAAGUAUUCAAAUUAAUUCUUUGUAAAAUUAAGUGAAGCCUAGAAGUUACUAAUCUUGAUUUUCACAUUGUGUCUGCUGACAUCACUGAAUCCUUUAAGAACUUUUUUUCUGAGUUGCAUUUUUUAAAGAAGUAAGGAUGAAGCAAGGAAUAUGUAAUCAUUGAAUAUACACUUUCAUAUUUGUUUUCUCUUUUUUCCUUUUCAUUCGGAAAAUGAAUCCGCAUUUCUUUUAACAAAUCCUCUUUUAAUUCUCUUUCUAACAUGUUCUUGUCUCUCAUUUUUUUCUACCCCUUUUAUCCCAUUUGCUCUGCUCUGCUGUGCUUUGCUUUGCUAUAGGCUGUUUCAGUUCUCAGCCACCUUAGUGAACCCAUUCUCUUCUUGCUUCAGCCUCAGUUCUUUCGUCAGAUGUUGCCUUUACACCUUUCAGCGUACUUCAGCUCUCCUUCAUUGUUGAUUUCUUGGCCUUCCUUUUUUGGAUAGUUGUUCCACAUUCCUCUGUUUGUUGCUCUGGGGUACUUUUAGAGAAACAGUUAAUUUCUUUUACUCUGCUUUCUAUAGUGUGUAAUGAGAAGAAAUGAAACCAACCAUUGAAGGACAGAUAACCGUGGCUCUUAAAAAAGAGUAAGGUAGUGCAGUUGACAGGUUAUUUAAAGGGUUUCCAGCUCAGAAUAGUUAAGUUGAAGGGCUAAAUGCUUCCAAGAAUGUAGAGAAAAUGUCUAACUUAAAAAAAAUUAACUUUCCAAAGUUGCAGGCAAUACUAAUAUAGCAAAAAUAUCCGUGUAAAGUUCUGGAUAGAUUUUCAGUUAAGAUGAUUAUUGUUGUUUUUGUCUGUGUGGUCUUUGGUAUUUUAUGAUAGAACACCUUCAUCUUGGUCUCCAAAUAUCUUAUGAAAACGGCUUAUUUAAAAAUAAGUAACACAAAUUAGUAUAAUUUCUAAAGGAAUUAGAAGCUCUCCCUUAAUGUCUAUCCACUUUUCAAAAUCCAUUUCACACAAUUUGAUUUAACAGUAUUUCAUUGAUAAACUGUGCUGUGCUUUUCUUCUCAUUUACAUUCAAAUAAUGCUAUCUAAUUUUAGUAAAUUUAUGUGAAUAAUUUAUUAAGUGCCAAAUCUUUAAAGUUAUAGAAUGUGCAUAUGAUAGGCUGGUAUAGAUUUUAUAAUUAAUAUAAAAUUAUUACUGUCCAGAAGUGAUGAAAAAAAAUUGUCCGUUUUUAUAAUGAAAUGUGGAACUUCUUUAUUUUUAAAAUAAUAUUUUGGGGGGAAUGGUUUUUAUUUUUACUAACUUCAUGACUUCUGGGUUCCUAGGUUUAACUUAUUUUUCUAUUAUUGAAGUUUAUAAAAGUUGAAGGUACUUAGUACUGCUUUUUUCCCUAAAAGUUGCUCAGUUCAUUUAUACCCAUUAUGACCUUUUAGGGGACUCUAUGAAAAUAAAAACUUGGGGAUGGUAGGUGGUAUAAUUGAAAUGUAGGUCAUAAUCUGUUCAUUGUUUGUUUUACCAAAUUAGUUAGGGAUUCUGAGGAUACAUUUUGAAUAUUUGUGUAUGUUUAACAUUUUGUCCCUUUGUUAGAAAUCUCUCAGUGUGACUUGUUUUUAAUAGGAUGUGUCUUGAAUUGUGGGCCAAUCACUCUUGAAAAGUAUUAAGCCCUUUAAACACACUGGUUGGACCCAUAGAGGGAAGCCUACAGGUUUAUUAGCACUCCUUAGCCUGAAAGCACAGCAUACCCUUUUAGGUUGCACAGCAACAGACUCCUAGCAACCAUAAUAGAUUGAAUUUCUAAGAGUGACCAGGCCGGAUGUAAUAAUAAAGCAAGAGGUACAAACAGUUGUCAUGGUUUUCUUUUCACGGUAAGCUAGUUUGAUUUGGGGAAGCUUAGCCUUUCAAAAAUGGGCAACCUUCUUAUAAAACUACUAUUGUUUGUGCACAGGACUUGUGGUAUUAAAAUAGCAAUAAUAGUACCAAAUUUAAACAACUACUGCUUAAAAAUAGUAUACCCAAAAUAAAACAGCAACAACAAAAAGGAUAUCAUGUAAAGAAGUUUUCAGAGAAGUAUUUUUAAAGAGUUUAUCAAAAACUUAAAAAGUGUACUAUAGCAAAAUAAUCAUGCUUUUUAAAAAUAAAAAAUUUUUAUUUGUGUUUUCUCUUGUUGUGAUCCUCUAUUUAAUUUUGCAGCAGCUUCUUGUAGUUUUGUGUGAUUUAAGUGAUGUUUAUAUAAAACUGAUGAUUAUAAUAAACUUAAAAAAACAGGCUAUUUGAACUUUAUGUAAACAACAUUUUUUGAAAUUAAGAACUAAUAAGUAGUGGAGCACAGAAUUUAUUCAAGAAGAGUAAAGUUUUGUUAAAACAUAUAAUCCUUUACAGUGACAGUAAAAGUAUCUGUGAUAUUCCUAAGAGUGUAAUAUUGUGCUGUAACUUAACAUUUCUCCUUUGUGUCCUUUAGUGUGUGAUUGCUAAUGUAGACAUGAAAAGGAGAUUAAUUCAGAUACAUUCACAACCUGAAACAAGAUGUUCCCAUCAAAAGAAUCAAAUCCUCAUAUAGCUGCUGGAGUUGGAACUACAGUCUUUGACAGCAAUAAGCUAGACCAUCAUGCAGACAUCAGAGACUGGGUCAGACACAGGCUCGACAGUGACCUUACAAACUUCGGUGGCUAGUCAAGCAGCAGUGCCUACGCAGGUGGUACAGCAAGUACCAGUACAACAACAGGUACAGCAGGUACAGACUGUGCAGCAGGUACAACAUGUCUAUCCAGCUCAGGUGCAGUAUGUGGAAGGAAGCGAUACUGUCUAUACCAAUGGAGCAAUCCGAACAACAGCGUAUCCUUACACAGAGACGCAGAUGUACAGCCAAAACACUGGAGGGAAUUACUUUGAUACUCAAGGGAGUUCCGCCCAGGUGACUACCGUGGUCUCAUCCCACAGUAUGGUGGGCACUGGUGGGAUUCAGAUGGGCGUCACAGGAGGACAACUCAUCAGCAGCUCUGGAGGAACCUAUCUGAUCGGCAACUCAAUGGAGAAUUCUGGUCACUCAGUGACACACACAACUCGGGCCUCCCCAGCGACAAUUGAAAUGGCGAUUGAGACGCUGCAAAAGUCUGACGGUCUGUCCACUCACAGAAGCUCUCUUCUCAACAGCCAUCUCCAGUGGCUGUUGGACAAUUACGAGACAGCAGAAGGAGUGAGCCUUCCCAGAAGCACUCUAUACAACCACUACCUUCGACACUGUCAGGAACACAAACUGGACCCAGUCAAUGCUGCCUCUUUUGGAAAAUUAAUAAGAUCAAUUUUUAUGGGGCUACGAACCAGGAGAUUGGGCACUAGAGGAAACUCCAAAUACCACUACUAUGGGAUUCGUGUCAAGCCAGAUUCCCCUCUUAAUCGUCUGCAAGAAGACAUGCAGUAUAUGGCUAUGAGGCAACAACCCAUGCAGCAGAAACAAAGGUACAAGCCUAUGCAGAAAGUGGAUGGGGUUGCAGAUGGUUUCACAGGAAGUGGUCAACAGACAGGCACAUCUGUUGAGCAAACUGUAAUUGCCCAAAGCCAACAUCAUCAACAGUUUUUAGAUGCAUCUCGAGCACUUCCAGAGUUUGGAGAAGUUGAAAUCUCUUCUCUGCCAGAUGGUACUACCUUUGAGGAUAUCAAGUCACUGCAGAGUCUUUAUAGAGAGCACUGUGAGGCAAUAUUGGACGUUGUUGUGAAUCUUCAAUUUAGCCUGAUAGAAAAAUUGUGGCAAACAUUCUGGCGCUAUUCUCCCUCUACUCCAACUGAUGGCACUACUAUUACUGAAUCGAGCAAUCUGAGUGAAAUAGAAAGUCGACUUCCGAAAGCAAAGCUGAUAACUCUGUGCAAACAUGAGUCUAUCCUGAAAUGGAUGUGUAACUGUGACCAUGGGAUGUACCAGGCUUUGGUGGAGAUUCUCAUCCCCGACGUCCUUAGACCUAUUCCUAGUGCCUUGACCCAAGCCAUUCGAAAUUUUGCAAAAAGCCUUGAAGGUUGGCUUUCCAAUGCCAUGAACAACAUUCCACAGAGAAUGAUACAAACCAAGGUUGCCGCUGUAAGUGCCUUUGCCCAGACUCUGCGAAGAUACACGUCGCUCAAUCACCUGGCCCAGGCAGCUCGCGCAGUGCUUCAGAACACUUCCCAAAUCAACCAGAUGCUUAAUGACCUCAACCGUGUCGACUUUGCCAAUGUCCAGGAGCAGGCUUCCUGGGUGUGCCAGUGUGAUGACAACAUGGUUCAGAGACUAGAAACAGAUUUCAAGAUGACUCUUCAGCAGCAGAGCACCCUGGAGCAGUGGGCUGCGUGGCUUGACAAUGUGAUGAUGCAAGCACUGAAACCCUAUGAAGGAAGACCCAGUUUUCCUAAAGCCGCCAGGCAAUUUCUGCUAAAAUGGUCUUUCUACAGCUCAAUGGUUAUUCGGGACUUAACCUUACGCAGUGCUGCUAGCUUUGGCUCCUUCCACCUGAUCCGUCUACUCUACGACGAAUAUAUGUUUUACUUAGUAGAACAUCGUGUUGCUCAGGCAACAGGAGAGACUCCCAUAGCAGUCAUGGGCGAGACAAACCUUGUAGAUGAAAAAAAUACUCCUAUCAUGGAACUCUUUAUAAUCAAACUUCCGAAUUUUGGUGAUUUAAAUGCCGUGUCUCCUGGAAAUCUGGAUAAAGAUGAAGGCAGUGAAGUGGAAAGUGAAAUGGAUGAAGAACUGGAUGACUCUUCAGAGCCUCAAGCCAAAAGAGAGAAAACAGAGCUGAGCCAGGCAUUUCCAGUGGGCUGCAUGCAGCCUGUUCUCGAGACUGGCGUGCAACCAAGCCUCCUGAAUCCAAUUCACAGCGAGCACAUUGUCACAAGUACUCAGACUAUCAGACAGUGCAGCGCUACAGGAAAUACCUACACUGCAGUCUAAAGAAUAUUAAAGCGUAUUUCUCCAGCUUACAUUAACCCUGUUGAUAUUGGGCUUAAGUUGAAAAUUUAAUAAGCCUGAAGGUCGACUGUUGUCAAAUUCUAUCUGUGCUGAACAUUAACUUUUUGGAGUUGUGAAAUGGAAUGGGUGUAUGUAUUUUGCCAGAUUUUUUUUUUUUAACGUAAACAAAUUAUUUGCCUCUUAAUAAUGAAUUUUUUCCCUUAGUUUCAGGUGUCAAGAAGGAUUUUUACAACACUUAAUGUCAAUGUUUUGUUUUCUUAUAAUUAAAAAGUAAUUUACAUUUUUUUGUAGCUUAAAAUAUUUUCUUGUUGAUUGUUAGUCUUGGUGUAUGAUUUCAUGUGUAAGUUUUUAAAUUAGAUGCACUUCUGUGAAAUAUCAAAAGAAAUGAUUGUUUUGAUUGACACUGGAGGCAUGCCCAUUUGGCAGCAGAUGCAUCAAAUUUGCUUUUGAAAGGUGCUUUUCAUUGGACAGAACCAUAAGACACUAUUUUGAUAACAUUUUGAGUACGGAGAGAGAAUACAGAGCAUUUUUAUUAUAGUGCUAGAGGGUUUGGAAGGUCAUCUAUUUUUCUCUGAGGAAAAAUUGAGCUGUGCAUUUAUCAGUUCAGAGUAAAUGACAGAAUUGCAAGAGAUUAUGCUAAUAGGUACAUAGUUUGUGUACAUAAUUAUUAAACCAUGUUAACAAUGCAAGCUUCCGUUAAACAUUGAAUUUUAACUAUUAUUUGCAUACCAAUUCCUCUGUUUAAAGACUACUGAUUCUGUAUUUGGGACCACUGCACAGAUGCAUUCUGCUGUUAAGUGGGGGCUGUUAUAGUUAGAUACUGAAGCAGGAAAAAAUGACUUGACUUUUUUUUUUAAGUGUACAUGCUACUUAUGCUGAGCUGGACAUACAGGAAACCAUUCCAUUUGGAUGACUUUCUUUUAUUCCAGGUCUUUUUCCUAAUAGUAGUUCAAUAUGCUGCUAUUAUAAACGAGAAUUUAUAGAAUGCACGGAAUGUAGCAACCUACAUAAUGUUAUUUCCUUCAAAACUAUUUCCUGGUUUCUAAAGUAUGUGGAUUUAAAUUGUAAACAGAACCUGAAGGCAGUGUAACUGGCACACCUCACUGUUACUUAUCCCCAAUUCUGUAGGAUUUGGAUAGGUGGCUGGAUGGACCAUUGCCAUUGAAGAAUGUACAUCAGGGAUCAUCGUACCUCGGCUAUUACAUGGUGCCUUAAAACAGAACUGAAGCUAAGGUUUAGUAAGGUUUAUUUUGUUCAUGUGACUAACUCUUCAAUCCAUUUGACAAAGUGUGCCUGUCAUUUUCAGAUUCCCGAAGUAAGGACAGGUGACAUGUUCUUCAAAGGAAAUUUAGGGAAAACAAAGCAAAACAAAAAGACAAAAAUCAGUUUCCCUCUUUGAGUGACCGUGGAUCUAUUUUUUAUUCUUAGAGCUGAAUAUUACUUGAUUACAAAUCAGAUUGCUUAAGGGUGUGGAAUAGCAGGCUAGUUUUAAUACCAACUUGUUACAUAAAAUCAUAUAUGUUUUAGACCAUUCUUAUUUAGUUACAAUUUUAGAAAGUUAACAAAGUAAGCAGGUACUUAUCGAAGUGCAUCUUUUCAGUCUAAAUGUUUGUCUGUGUGUCUAGGUGCUGGUGUGUCCACAUGCACACAUGAGUGCCCAUGGGGCAGGAGUCUGCUACAAAGUCAGAAGGUGAGAUCCUAGAGAGUUAUACCCAGCCCCAUUUUAAUUUGCAUGAAAAGCCAAGGUUCUUUUAAGCACUCAAAUUAUUUAAUGAUUAAAACACAAAAAAGGCACAUCUGUUCAUUUAAAUAGUUGUAAAAAACUAAUCAGCAAAAAUAAAUAGAUAAUAAAGCCAAAAAAAAGGAAAGCACAAAAUGAUUGACAGAUUAUCAAAUGAGGCCUAUAUUAAAACCAAGAUGUUUAUCUUUCCAGUGGUAUUGGGGUAAGGGGGGUGGGGGGUUGGAAAGAAGAGGUGAGCCAGUCUGUAAAGUUAGAAAUACCAAAUGGCUUAUCAGGUAAUACACAGUGUAUUUAAGCUGCUGUUGCUUGAUUGCCUCAGACUACUCAAAUAACAUCAACGACAUUUCUUAAGUAAAAUUUAAAUAUUUUAGAUAUAAUUUUAAAAACUGAUCCAAAUUUUUUAUUUUACAACUCAUAUAUUUGAAAGUCUUCACUAGCAUGGUAGCAUCACCUUCAUCUAAAUAUCAUUUAAAUUACUGUCCCCCUUUUUCCUCCGAAAAAGACAAUGGAUUUGUACCAAAACACACACACAAAAGGCAAACAAAACAUGGUAAGCUGCAAAAGAUCAUGUAUCUACUUCAUUGUGCAUAGGAAGUGUUUACAGGUAAAAUUAAAAUCAAAAAUUAAAAAAAAACUCUUCAUUUUGGCUCUUCUUUCUGAAUUUUUUCAGUUUCCUGUCUCUACCCACCAUCCUUUGAAUGAUACCAUAUCUGUAUUGGACCAAAUGUAUUUAUUGGUUGCAUUUUGUUUAUUGGAUGACUUUAAAUGUAUUUAUUAUCAUUGUUUCCUUUAAUUUAAUGUUGGAUAUAUUUGUAUCAUUACAGGAAUCUGAUAAUAAUGGGCAAAUUUAGAUUGAUGAGGCUUAGGGAUCGGGGAUGCUCCAGGAUUCAACAUUUCUUCCAAUUGUUCAUGGUUUGUUCUAAAUUAGGACAGAUUAAGAACUAAUAAACAUGAAUACAUUUGAACUAGACUCAAUAAAAAUAUUCUGAUCUCCUUUAUGAAUAUUUAGGAAUAUUCUUUGUGACUAAUGUAAGUAGUUUGGAUCAAAACAUAAAAAGAAGACCUAUGGUUUAUGCUACUUCUGGUUAUUUGUAGUUCGCAGUAAAACAUGCACACACAUACACACAAACAUUUUCAUCAAUUUCAAAUUUGAGUUGUGAAAUAUUUGAGAAAAUAAAAACAUAAUUUAUACAUUUGAGCAAAUUGAGCAAUCACAUUUAUUGCAUCUAUUUCCAUUUUUCCCUUUUUUCAUUCAUUGAAACUGGGUUUUCUAAAUAAUAUUAGACACUAACACUCUUAACAGAUUUAUUCACAAAUGACACAAGUACACAUUUUAAGACUUCUUUGUAUUUCUUGCAAUUAUAACCAAUCACUAGUCAUGAAAUAUACCUACAUAAACCAAGUGCUACACUUUCAGUGAGGAAGCAUGUAAGGAAGGUAUGUUGACUGUUUUUAAGUUUCAGAAAAGAUAUUUUCAUAUGAUAGGAUUGAGUAUCAUGGAUAUAGUUUGAUCUUGACAUAUACUUUGAAAAUCAUACUCAGAAGAGUUGCAUUCAUGAAACCAAUGAACAAUAGGGUGGAAUGGAUGAACCAGCUCCUUGGAAGACAGGGCCCAAUUUUCAAUUUUUUCUUUGGCUAUCAAGUUGCUAGUCACUUAUUCAGGAUUUUCAUCCAAACUGUGUUUGGACUGACUGUAUAAGUCUUACUGCCUUUUCAGAAAUCUGCUUUCGUUUGUGUGAUUUUUCUCGUACUGUAUAGCACGGUUUAUGCACCUCUCUUUAGAUGGUGUACUUUAAAACAAAGUAAAAUUUAGAAAAUGGUUUUAACACUGCAUACCUAAAAUUAGUAGUGUGCAGCAUUGACUGCCUUUGAUUUGUAGUAAACAAGUAAAAAUGAAUACGUUCUUGUAGAUGCUGUAAAAGUCAUUCAGGAAUGAAUACGGUUUUAGUGCCGUAAUCAUGAAUCUUUUUAUAUGAAUGCACUGUCUAAAAGUGCUAAAUGCAUUUUCAAAUUUUUAAAAAUUCCUCAGAUGAUAUAUUUGAAAUGUCUAAAAUAAUGCUGUGCUUGAAACAUUAGUGUAAAAGAAAAAAAAAAAUGUGUGUCACUGUGAUGUUGGUCCUCCCUGUGUGGACACAAGUAGAAAGUAAAAACUUGGCAAGUCACUUUUGUGUACAGUUUGAGGCAGUGGUUAUAUACAAUAAAUUGACCUUUAUUAGAUCCCCCUGACACACACAUUCUUGGUGAGAAAAUAACAACCAUCCACAAAUUGAGAUCAGAACUUUUGUGAUCUGUAUGAAUCACACCAGAUCAUGGGGGAGGAGGAUUGGCAUGCAGUGCUAUUGAAAAUUGGGCUUGUUGCUAGAUCAGAACAACCUCCAUGUAUAUGGUUAGAACAAAUCAAUUAAUGGAAUCCUAAUAUUUCUGCAAGUUUGGUGAUUUUUAAAAACUGGAAUAGAAGCAUUAAUUCAGUGCUUAGUUCUAGUAUUAGAAAACCCCUUUGAUGUAAUGCCUUGUAUUAACCCUUUGAGCAUUGUAAGAUAUACAAUGGGGGACAAAAGCCUUUCAGAUCAUUUAUUUAGACUUAGACCGGUAAAGUAUACUCUAUAUCCAAAUGUCUAAUUAUGCUGUUUUUUUAAAGGGGGGGUAGGAAGAGAAAGUGUUUCCACGCCGAACACUUGCAUUUUAUAUACAACUCUUAAUUUUUCUUCAAGAGGGCUUGAUAUAUUUAUUCCCAAAUAUUCACUGCCAUCUAAGUAAGUGUACUGUUUACAGAAAAAAAAAAAAUCAACUUUUCUAGCAUCACACCAUAGUUUCUAGAAAAGGAGGACAAAUACAUGGGCCUGGAUAGACCUAUGUCAUAACUGAUUUCUGCACAUUGAAGGUACCUAGAUUGCCUUUAAAAGGUAUAAGGAAAGGGUUAAGUUUCUUUUUUUUUUUCUUUUUUUCCCAAAAUGAAACAAAAGAUCUCAUUUAUUUAGCUUUAGAAAGUACAAGUGUAAGUGAAGCCUUAGGAAGAAACGAGUUCGAGUGGAUUAAGAGAAUCUGAACUCUUUGGGGGCAGUUAGGCUAUUUGGAGUUAGAUCGCUCAUAAAAUAUUGUUUGGGAAUUUCACACAGGGCAUAAUUUUAUCUAUGCUCCAAAACUUUAAUACUUUGUCAAAAAAUUAUAUAUAGAUAGAAUGGAGAGCAAAGCACUUGAUUUUAAGCUCAUCUGUCAGGAGAUGCUAUGACUACUGCUUCUGAUAUCUCUAAAUGUCAGUCUGCUUACACCAUUGCUGAUUUUGUUCAAGGGAAUCGCUUCAUGCACUUGAUUCCCUCUGUUCCCUGCGUGAUCGAACAUGAAAGCAGUGUUGUCUGCAGAUGUGCUUGCGCUGCCCUAGCCGGGCGCAAAUAAGAGUGUAACCUAUUCUGAUGUCUGGUGAAAGGACAUCCAUAGCAUAGUGCAAGUAUGCCGUAAACGUUGCUUUUUAGGCAGUUUAGGAAGUCAAACCAUGCAAAUUACUCAUGUGUUAACAUGCAAUACUCAAAGGGUUUUAAUUUAACUCUCUUCUUUUGAAUUCUUCAUGAUGAUUUACUGUAAAUGCUUCUCAGUUUGCAUGCCUUGAUCAUUGCUGCUAGUGAUUUUAUGUGCCAGUAGACCUGAGUUUAGUUUACCAAUUUUACUUAAAUAGUAAAAGCCACUUACAAAGUGACUGCCUAGGAUUUUUUUUUUCCUUUCAUUUGAAAUAAUUGAUAAUACUUUUUUUAAAAAGAAAAAUAUGUUUUGUCUCUUCUUUUAUUUUGUUCUAUUUUAUUUUUCUCCCCUCUUUCCUUUGUUUCUUUAAAUGAAUUAUGAUGUUGGGAUUGGAAGCCCUGAGUAAUGAAAAUCUUUGGUAAGAAUUGUUUAUGUAGCUCAAUAAUGAGGACAACAAAUCUUUUUUAGAAGAAUUUUGAUUCUGGGGAGGAAAGAAAAUAUAAAAACUCCCAUUGACUGUUGAUAACCAAGUAAAUUUUUCCUUCAAUAAAUUAGUGUUUUUGAAGAAAUGAUCGCCUUGUUUUAACCUGCUAAACAACAAUUUUAAAUGACUCAAUAAAGAAGCUAUUCAAUUUUAUUCGUUUAAAAAGCAUCUUUUGUACCAAAGCAAAUUUUUUUCUCUACUCAUUUCCAUCAUCAAUUUGGACCUAUGGUGGUGACCAAUGCAUUGGUUACAGAAACUUUAAGUGAGUGCCUUGAAAAAACUUGGAAAUUUGUGCCUGAGGUGGUAAACUUUUAAUUAGGUUAAUUGUAGUGCUUACCAAUCAGUAACUUCACUAUCACUCAGGGCUUUCGUACCUUCUAGGUAAAACUUCUUUCAUUGUGUUUUUUUAAGAUAACUGUAUUUUUUUUAAGUGCCAUCAUUUAAAUUUCACUUAGUAAGUGGCCGAUUACAUUAUUCAGUCCCACAAGCACAGAAACAUAGUAACACUAGGAGAUAUUUGAACAUUUAUUUUACAAUCGACUGAAUAUAUUAUGUAAAUGAGGUAAGCAACUUUUGUAGAGAUUGUAUGUGUGAGAUAAUGUAAUGUUCUUUUCCAGUUUUUGGACUACAGUUGAAUAAACUUUUUAAUUAUUUAAAAACAUCUUUACCGAAUAACAUGUGAUGGUUUUUUGUAUAAUGUAUUUGAUUUUGUAAAUACGUAUUUCCUGAUGUGAUUUUUGUGAGAAAUGCUAAAUCUUUUAGUAUAUCAUGUCCUCUCAAAAUUGGCAGGAGCUAAAUAAUAGUUUGUGGGCGAUUUGUAUUGUGUACUGUACAAUAACUGGGGAACUUUUAUAAUUAUAAAAAUAUAUAUUAACUUUUAGUGUGUUGUUUAAACAAAUGACUGGAACAUACUAAAGAUAUUAGUAGGAUUUUUCUGAAUAUUUCAGACUUGAACUCAGGCUAGCUUUCUUGUGUUUUUCAAAACAAAAUGGUGUCUUGUCUUUUAAAAUCAAUAAAUUUGUUUCCUUGUUACAAAUA